AUGGGGAGACAGACAGCGACUGCACCUAGGGGCCGUGUGUCAGAGCGCAUAUCGCGUGCACUGGCAUCCAUGGAAAAGGCCUUUAGUGAGGCUGGCGGCGGGCGAACAGGCCUUAGAGGGAGCGUGCCAAGAAGCGAUCGUAAGGGAAAGAGACCCGCUGAUGCAAAACAGAGAGCGCUUGGAGUUGGACGUGAAAUCUUGGAAGGAUUUGACGAGGACGAAGAUGAAGAUGACGAUGAAGACGAGGGGGACGAGGAACUCGAUGCCGGCUUAGAAGAUGAUGAUGAAGAGGAUGAUGCGGCAGAUGCCGACGAAGAGUAUGAUCCGAUUGCACCUAGAGGACCCUUGGAGAAUAACAAUUAUGGGGAAGUCUGGCUGCCCAUACAAGCUCGCCCUCGUCGCAACCGCAGAGAUCGCGCGACACGUCGGCUUGUUCAAGAGAACGUUGUGAAGCCUUCUAGUCUGAUCUAUCCCCUAUUCGUGCACGACGAAGAACGCAGCGUUCCGAUUCCGUCGCUGCCAGGCCACCGCCGGCUAAGCCCCGAAGAUGUGCUAAAAGAGGUUGAAGAAGCCCGGCGCUAUGGCAUAAACGCAUUCAUGCUCUUUCCCAAGGUGGAUGAUGAUCUCAAAAGCCCCUUGGGAGAAGAAAGCAACAACCCGGAUGGGCUGAUGCCCCGCACCAUCAUGUCUAUCAAAGAAGCCUUUCCCGAUGUUCUGGUUCUGGCUGACGUUGCACUAGACCCCUACAGUACUUCGGGCCAUGAUGGGAUCGUCGAUGAGGAGACAGGAGUUGUGCUGAAUGACAUGACAGUGUAUCAAAUAUGCAAGCAGUCCGUCAACUUGGCUAGAGCUGGAGCGGACAUGGUCUGCCCUAGCGAAAUGAUGGAUGGUCGGGUGACGGCAAUCCGUGAAGCGCUGGAUAUGGAGGGCUGUGUUGAUACCUCAGUGUUGUCGUACGCAUGCAAGUACGCGUCGUCUCUCUAUGGGCCAUUUAGGGAUGCUGUUGGCUCUCCGCUAAAAGGAACUGGAGACAAGAAGACCUACCAGAUGGACGUAUCCAACGCUUUGGAAGCAGAGCGCGAGGCCGAACUUGAUGUGCAGGAAGGGGCUGAUAUGUUGAUGGUGAAGCCGGGGUCGUCGUACCUGGACGUCCUUCGACGUGUCCGCCAGAAGACAAACGUGCCUCUCGCUGUUUACCAGGUGUCUGGAGAGUACGCAAUGAUCAAAGCGGCAGCGGAGAAAGGGUGGAUAGACGAGAAGGCCGUCGUCCUGGAGACACUAAAGGGAUUCCGGAGGGCCGGCGCAGACGCAAUAGCCACUUACUACGCCAAAGAUGUCGCCAGAUGGCUGGAAGAUGACUGCAGGAGCAGUCGCAGUUUCACCGAGCCUUGCUAUUAA
Molecule: messenger RNA, 1398 nt
Organism: Eimeria necatrix
Lineage: Eukaryota; Apicomplexa; Conoidasida; Eucoccidiorida; Eimeriidae
Product: M16 family peptidase, putative
Exons: 5
Coding region: 1-1398 (465 amino acids)
Biological process (GO): heme biosynthetic process
Cellular component (GO): cytosol
Molecular function (GO): zinc ion binding; porphobilinogen synthase activity
Source: RefSeq, a predicted model, not a curated record